Symbiodinium necroappetens is the source of this 786-nucleotide messenger RNA. The record is from the annotation of a GenBank genome assembly. Lineage: Eukaryota; Dinophyceae; Suessiales; Symbiodiniaceae.
AUGCAACGCGGUGGCUUUGACUUGAAGUCCCACUUGAUACAGGUGCACGCAGACUAUGCGCCAGGCAUUGCCGCUGCGCGGCGAGCCGUGUUCCCCGCAGUGCGUUUGCUAGGGGAUUAUUUUCACUACAAGAAGGCGAUUCGUCGUCAACUGCCUGACAAGUUUCCCAAGCUCACCAAAGGACAACGUCGCACAAAGAAGUUGGACCCAGAUGUUGCCAAAAUUUUCGAGCUGUCAGACCUCACAAGGUGCUUGCCCACGUUGCAGCUGGCGGACGUGAUUUGGCAAGUCAUCUUCGAGCACUGUCCUGCAGAGGCAUCUACGUACAUGCAGCGGGAAUUCUUCUCGCAGGCAAGCGUCCAGGAUCUCCAACGACUCUUCAAGAGAGUUGGCGAACCAGCGCGUGGGGCAAAGAAGCUUUGGGUUCCAAGCUUCUGGGCAGGCAUCUUCGGCACGAUGCCCGGCAGUGGCGGUGGCACGAACCCACUAGAGGCUCGCCACUCUUCGUGGGAGGCAGAACUCAAGGGGCGCACGAAAGACGGGCUGCUCUCAGCCAUGCAAGGUAUGCAGAACCUAUACCGGAAAUGGAUUGGCAUCUUUGAGUGGGGCAAGCCGAUUCGCAUGUCUUGCUUCUCUACGGAGGAGAACGAAUACCUGCUGAACAGUGCCACCCUGCGCUCGCAGAAGCGUUCUCCGGCUGUGGACUACUGGAAGGAGCGUCACCAAGGCAACUACCAGAAGUUCCACAUUUGCAACUCGAUGGGAAGACAUGAGAGUAUAGCUUAG